AUGAAUAGAGAUGUUUUUUUGGCGCAAGUGCUGGUGAUUCCUAAACCCGCAGGUCCGAGAAGAUUCCUCAAUGCUUUGCACACGACCACGAACAAGAUUGUGGUGGACCCCGUUUACAUGCCCAUCGCGACCUCACCGAUGAGUCCGGGUACCCCGUGCACGAACGAAUCAUACCUCGCUAACGGCGUCGAAGUCAAUCCGAUGGAACAUAUCGGUGAACAACCCAAUAACUAUUUUCCUCCCGAUGCAUCCAGUGCGGUCCUACGUUCAAACACUCCUUCACCUUCGAACAGCAACGUUCCACGACCGGUGGUUAACUCUAACGGUAGUCCGUCGAGUCCCCGUGGCAUAGUAAUCUUUCCGAGACCGUCAAGAAGUGCCGAGGGUCGUACAAGUAAAAUCGUGGGGAAAAGUAAUUCGGCGUCAACCACUCCCAUCAUUUACACAAGCUCAACAUCCAGCAGAAUCUUAUCUAACAACCAAUCUCCGGGAACUUUGUCACCCACGUCCGGUCUACCACCCACAAAUUUCUUCCCAGAGAUUCCCACUGCUGUCCCCGCCUCCGAGUCACCCAGCGUCCUGCCCAACGCGCCGAUGCCAACCUCACCUCAACCGACGACUCCCGCACAACAACCUUCGACCGCCACGCAGAAUCAAUCGUCGCAUCGACGAAAGGCGAAACCGGCUGCCAAUCGUUUAUUUGGCGUCAUCCCUCCGAUUAACGUGUUGAUAGUGGAAGAUAAUCCGAUCAAUCAGACAAUCCUGUCGACGUUCAUGAGAAAGAAAAAGAUCAAAUUCGAAUGUGCUGCCAACGGACAAGAGGCCGUGGAGAAGUGGCAGAAGGGGGGAUUCCAUUUGGUGUUGAUGGAUAUCCACAUGCCGGUGAUGGACGGAAUCGAGGCUACAAAAACAAUACGACGACUAGAAAAAUCACAGAAGAUCGGUGUUUUCCCACCCACACCUCCGGCACAGUCGGCACCAUCCUCGGCAUCAUCCACACCCGCAUCGACUCCAUCGCAACAAGACCCGCCCGACAAUCGAUCACCGGUCAUCAUAGUGGCGCUCACGGCUUCUUCCUUAUCGUCAGACAAGCAAAACGCUUUGGCGGCGGGAUGCAAUGAUUUUCUCACCAAACCGGUGAGCCUCGAGUGGCUUGAAAAGAAGAUAAACGAGUGGGGUUGCAUGCAAGCGUUGAUCGACUUUGAUGGGUGGAGAAAAUGGAAGAAAGGCGGCGAAGAGACGGUUUCCAAAUCGGACGAAAAGAAAUCGAGGACAAGCAAAUCUUCAGGACCAUCGGGUGAUGAAAACAAGAAGGGUGCUACUGCUACCGAAAGAAGUGGCGUCGUUCGGAGACAAUCGGGAUCAGCCAAAAGCAGCGAUACUAGCAUUGGUAGCAUUGGUAGUAGCAGUAGCAGUCACGGUGAUAGCGGUCAAGGUGACAAUGUAAAAGAUAAAGAAUCAUCAAAUCUUGGAAAUGUUUUGACAAAGGAGGACAAUGCGAUUUCCGAAUCACCUAUACCAUUGAAAGAUAUACCGGAAUCGCAUAAUUCGGUCACCACAAAAACUGGAAACGGGUUUAUACCCACCUCUCCAACUGGCCACGGCACGACCCAUCGGUUCUCAUCGAAUCCGGUAUCGCCGAGAUCUCACUUGAUGCAACGUAGUUCAAGCGGCGGACUCAUCACUCCAACACAUUCCAAUGAUGCAGUACCUCCGAAAUCUUCUGAAAUUUUGGUCAAAGAUCAUAGUGGUGACUAUGACAUAUCAUCAUCAAUUUCCAUCAUAAAUUUUACUGACUCUGCGAUUGCCAAUAAUGCCACGUCACCACCAUCCACGUCGAUAGACACGCCACCGCGCAACAGUGAACCAUCACAAAAGAGGUUUGGUCGAAAACGGGGAAAUACAUUUUCUUCGUCGUUAACGGAAGGCCUUUGA
Molecule: messenger RNA, 1935 nt
Organism: Acaulospora colombiana
Lineage: Eukaryota; Fungi; Glomeromycota; Glomeromycetes; Diversisporales; Acaulosporaceae
Source: the annotation of a GenBank genome assembly